AUGCCGGCGUCUACCGACUCGGAAGUGAAGCCUCUCCCACCAGUCCCUGGCUGGGAAUCUAUCCCCCUCGACGCAGACUGGACGAAUACCAUCUUCGACAUAAACUGGAAGCCCGGAAUAGAGGGGAAGCGUUACUUUACAGACUUCCCCAGCCCCCAAAAGAAGACUUGGGAUCGUGGCCCAGCUUUGGUAGCACUCCCCAUUCUCGGUUUCUGUGGCUUCAUGUAUAGCAUCUGGGACAAGAUAUGCCAUUGGGAAGAGCUGAUCUGGCCGAGCGAUGAUACCGCCACCACCAUGCUGUUGAAGGCCUACUGA
This is a messenger RNA of Fusarium falciforme, 315 nucleotides long. RefSeq lists its product as hypothetical. The record is from RefSeq and is a predicted model, not a curated record. The coding region runs from base 1 to 315 and encodes 104 amino acids. The transcript is spliced from 2 exons. Lineage: Eukaryota; Fungi; Ascomycota; Sordariomycetes; Hypocreales; Nectriaceae.